CGGAGAGAGGAUAAGUCAAGGAGAGAGAGGGUGAGACGAACGACAUGGGCCAAGAGGGAGCGGCGUCGAAGGCAGUAGCGCGCAGCGGCGGAGGGAGUCUCCCGGCUACUUCUAGAUCGGGCCGCCUCCCCCGCGGCCGCAAGAUCCAGAAGGCCUUCAACAACCUUAAGAUCACCGUCCUCUGCGGCUUUGUCACCAUCCUCGUCCUCCGCGGCACCAUCGGCAUCGGCAGCCUCGCCGGCGCCGGCGGCGAUGCCUCCGAAGCCGCCGACCAGAGGGUCAUCGAGGACAUCGACCGCAUCCUCCGCGAGAUCCGCUCUGAUGCCGACCCUGACGAUGACGACCAGCAACAACAAUUCCUCUCCCUCAAUUCCACCACUGCCACUCGCGACGGCGGCGGUAAUGCCACUGACAUUACCUCUGCCGUCGUUGCCAAUUACACCCUCGGGCCCAAGAUCUCCGACUGGGACUCCCAGCGGCGGCGGUGGCUGAACGAGAACCCCGGCUUCCCCAACCUGGUCGAAGGCGGCAAGCCACGCAUCCUCCUCGUCACCGGGUCGCCGCCCAACCCUUGCGACAACGCCACCGGUGACCACUACCUCCUCAAGGCCAUCAAGAACAAGAUCGACUACUGCCGCCUCCACGGGAUCGAGAUCGUCUACAACAUGGCCCACCUCGACCGCGAGCUUGCUGGCUACUGGGCCAAGCUACCCCUGAUCCGCCGUCUCAUGCUCUCUCAUCCUGAGGUCGAGUGGAUCUGGUGGAUGGACAGCGACGCCCUCUUCACCGACAUGGCGUUCGAGAUCCCACUGCCUCGCUAUGACGCCCACAACCUCGUCGUUCACGGCUACCCGGACCUCAUCUUUGACCAGCACUCCUGGAUCGGCCUUAACACCGGUAGCUUCCUUCUCCGCAACUGCCAGUGGUCACUCGAUCUCCUCGAUGAGUGGGCGCCGAUGGGUCCCAAGGGCCCCGUCCGCGACGAGGCCGGCAAGAUCCUCACCGCCAACCUCAAGGGCCGGCCGGCUUUCGAGGCCGACGACCAGUCUGCCCUCAUCUACCUCUUGCUCUCGCAGCAGGACAAGUGGGGCAACAAGGUGUUCAUCGAGAACUCGUACUACCUCCACGGCUACUGGGCAGGCCUUGUGGAUCGCUAUGAGGAGAUGAUGGAGAAGUACCACCCCGGACUGGGCGACGAAAGGUGGCCUUUCGUUACGCAUUUCGUGGGUUGCAAGCCUUGUGGGAGCUACGGAGAUUACCCGGUGGAGAGGUGCCUCGGUAGCAUGGAGAGGGCAUUUAAUUUCGCAGAUAACCAAAUACUGCGGAUUUAUGGGUUUGCUCACAGGGGCCUAGCGAGCUCCAACAUCAAGAGGAUCAAGAGGCAGACAACGAGACCCCUGGAAGUCAAAGAGCAGCUGAAUCUUGGAGCCAGAAUAUCCAGUUGAUGAACAGAUACAGCUGGUUGUGGCCUCAGCCUACCGCAGUCCAAGGUCAGUUUGUCCCUGCCAGAAGAGCUUUGGUUGAUCUUUCUUGUACCAGGAUCAAUGAAUAAAGGCCUUAAGUCAACAUGCUUGGCUAAUCAUUCCAGACUGAAGUUUCUUAUGCUUGUAAGUAUUGAAGUUAUCUGUAAGUGGCUGACUUUCUCAAUCAUGUAUUUUCUGUCUGUACCAUCAUCUUCUUUCCUUCCUCCCUCCCUUUCUUUUCUGGAUGUAUAUCAGGCAUUGCAGAAAGUACUGGAAAUGCCGUAUCACUAGGAUCUUCUCUUUUGAUUGCUGUUUGAUUCUCACCCACAAUGUCC
Molecule: messenger RNA, 1798 nt
Organism: Musa acuminata AAA Group (dessert banana)
Lineage: Eukaryota; Viridiplantae; Streptophyta; Magnoliopsida; Zingiberales; Musaceae
Product: probable glycosyltransferase 2
Exons: 2
Coding region: 45-1445 (466 amino acids)
Biological process (GO): xyloglucan biosynthetic process
Cellular component (GO): endosome; trans-Golgi network; membrane
Molecular function (GO): hexosyltransferase activity
Source: RefSeq, a predicted model, not a curated record